Lizanozyma spartinae is the source of this 813-nucleotide messenger RNA. RefSeq lists its product as uncharacterized. Lineage: Eukaryota; Fungi; Ascomycota; Pichiomycetes; Serinales; Debaryomycetaceae. The record is from RefSeq and is a predicted model, not a curated record. The transcript has 3 exons. Gene Ontology annotation, biological process: vacuolar transport. The coding region runs from base 1 to 813 and encodes 270 amino acids.
AUGAAGAACGGUGCUUUGCAUCAUCCUGAUAAUGUUCCUUUCAGCUCCGGCGCCAAUUCAGAUCCAAAGGAUCCAGGUACCGAUUCUGUAUCAGGCUCAAGUCCUAAGGCUGGGGGGUUAGAUUCCGGUUCAGGAGCAGCAGCUCCUGCUGCUGUUGCAGGAGAUGACGCUAAGAACGACAAUACUCCGGAGUAUGCUGAGAUCUUAGACCCGUGCACUGUCUUACACCCCAUUAACCAAGGGUUCAUUGAUCUCCGGGGCAUAUCGGCCUUAGGCAACGACGGUAAGGCCGUAGGGUUCACCACGCGAGGGUACGAGAAGCACAGGAACUUUACCUUGGGCAUCUGCUCGACACCGUUCAAGAAGGAACACGACAUUGUGGACGGGUUCCCCUCGUCGCAAGUGGGGGCGCACUACUACGACCCCAAGUUGGAGAAGUACAUCAGUUUGGGGGAGUUCUCGACCAAGCCAACGUUCAAGGGAAAGAAGUUGGUGCUUACCUACACCAAUGGUUCGUACUGUGACAGUUUAAUCCACAAAGACUCGGGCGAAAGGGUCAGAAGAUCAACCAUUAUCACCUUCACCUGCGACCGAGAAAUCUUAUCUAAAGCUCAUGUCUCGUACAUUGGGUCUGCCCACGACUGCAGUUACUUCUUUGAGGUUAGAAGCCAUCAUGCUUGUCCUACGGCUCCUCAAGUGAAUAACUUGGCGGUGAUCUGGAUCUUUCUCUUUAUAUUGUUAUCGGCAUUAGUGGUGUAUUCUUCCGGUGGCUUGUUGUACAAGUACUUGAGAAACAAGCAGACAAAGAUAUAG